Oryzias melastigma (Indian medaka) is the source of this 8676-nucleotide messenger RNA. It is a transcript of the gene loxhd1b, whose product is annotated as lipoxygenase homology domains 1b. Gene Ontology annotation, molecular function: protein binding. Lineage: Eukaryota; Metazoa; Chordata; Actinopteri; Beloniformes; Adrianichthyidae. The transcript has 41 exons. The coding region runs from base 869 to 8080 and encodes 2403 amino acids. The record is from RefSeq and is a predicted model, not a curated record.
GUUUGCUACAAUUCAUUCUUAGAUCCAUAUGUUAUUAGCAUUAUUAAAAUGUUCCUUAAAACCCAUUGAAUAUGACUUGGUCCAUGUUUUCUGCCCUGCAGUUCAUUAUCGUUCCACUUGGGGCAGUAGAAGGGCUUUUCCUGCUCAUUUCAAAAUGGCUGCCUCCGUAUCAUCUCAAAACACUUUUAGCGGUAAAAUGUUUCGUUAAUUUUUAACACUUUAAGUUGAGGUUAGCUUGUGUAUUGUUAUAAUUUUUUCCAAAUGACUAUUGUUGGAUUGAAAAACAUCUAAAUUUGUUGAUAAUUAAUAAUUUCUAAUACAGUUUCACCAUGUUAAAAAUGUGUGGAUCAAACUUGAGACAAUGGCUAAAUAAGGUGUUUUUUUUUUUUUUUUUUGGUUUUUUUUUUUUUAUAAUCAUGUUUGAUAUUUCAAUUAAUAGUUAAAUGGGAACUGUUUCAGUGAAGAAAUAAACCAACAGGACAGCAAUAGGUUGAGAAGAUAAAGAAUGAAUGAAAAAAUAUAUAUAUUUUAUACUGUUUUUAGUAAACUUUAGGCUGAUUCUUUUCUUAUUCUAUAAAGAGUAAUUGUCUUAUAUGAGUGGAAAUGGAGUCAGAGCAUUAGCUCAUCCCUCCUGGCAUUUCCUCGUGUGAUCAGGUGACUACACGCACUUCAUCAUUGUUAAUGACAAGUGUAAGUUAAGCAGCAGAGUGGGGUUUCCUCAGGCGCCUAGCGAAGAGCCUCAUGGAGGCUCUGGCUCUGGACGGUCCUGCCAGCUGGUCACUGCUGUUCAGCCACAGGUCAGUUUAAUCAAGUUUCACACGAUCACACAGGAAUCGGUUACGGUUACGAGGUAGUAAAUAAAUUAAAGAUGUCUGCUAAAAAGAAAAAAACGAGUUCGGGUAAAGAAGAAGAAACCAAAGAUGUGGAUGACGAAGACUCGGAGGGUCAGGAACCUAAGCCCAAGAAGAAAAGUAAGCGGCUGAGUGAAUCAAAGGAUGCUGGAAGAUUGAAGAAGAAGUUACAGAACGAUGAAGAGGAGGAACGCAAUUCUGAGGUCCGUGAGACGAAUGUGAGGAAAAAAGAAAGAGAAAAAGGGGAAGUCAACACCAAGAAGAGAAAAGAGAAAGAGAGGAACGGAGAUAAGCUGAACCAUGAAAUUAACAAUAACGAGUUUGGAGAUCAAAAGAAAGGAGAAACCCUUCCUGGUGUGACUGAAAAAAACAAGAAGUUCUCAAAGAAGUCCUCCGUCAGAGACACAAUGGGAUCAAAGGACAAAAAGAAAAAGAAGCAAGAGCAAGCUUCUUCAGACGAAGAGGAGGGGAAGAAGAAAAAGAAAGCAAAGAAGAAGAAGUCUCAAGAUGACAGCGAUGAAGACACCAAGAAAUCAAAAGGCAAAAAGAAGAAGAUUGAAAACUAUGCUGAGAUAUAUGAAAACGAGCUUCGCAGCUAUGAGCCAGAAAAAGUGGAAAACUAUGAGGAUGAGUACCACAAAAAGAAAGUAUAUGAGGUGGUGACCAUCACUGGAGACGAGAGAGGAGCAGGCACGGAUGCCAACGUUUUUAUCACUCUUUUUGGAGAAUAUGGCAUCACACCCAAGGUCCACCUGGCCAGCAAGAGCCGGACAGCCUUCGAAAAGGGCAAAACAGAUGUUUUUAGAAUAAGAACUCACAAUGUUGGACUUCUAAAAAAGAUAAGGAUUGAACAUGACAACACCGGCAUGAGCGCCAGCUGGUUCCUCGACAGAGUCGUGGUGACAGAUGUGCUUCGGCCUCACCUGAGGUUUUACUUUGCCUGUAAUAACUGGCUGAGCAAAACGGAGGGAGAUGGUAUUUUUGUCAGAGACCUGCUGGGCAGCACAGACCCCAUGGACAUACCCAAAUACAAUAAAUAUUUGGUGAGUGUUUUCACUGCCGAUGUCAAAGGCAGUGGCACAGAUGCAGAUGUUUUCAUCAACAUUUUUGGGGAAGCGGGCGACACAAGUGAGAGGCGACUCGACAGUGACAAAAACAACUUUGAAAAGAGUACAGAGGACAAAUUUACUAUUGACGCACCAAACCUGGGUAAAAUUAGGAAAAUCACAAUCGGUCAUAACAACAAAGGCUCCUCUGCAGGAUGGUUUGCAGAUAAGGUGAUUUUAGAUGAUAUGGGAAACAAAGUUGUGUACGAGUUUCCCAUCAAUCGGUGGUUUGCACUCGAUGAAGAUGAUGGCAAGAUACAGAGGGACAUUCUGGUGGGAGCAAACCAACCCACAGGUAUUGUGUACAACGUCCAGAUUGUGACAGGAAACAUUCGAGGAGCUGGGACCAAUUCCAAAAUUCACAUCGUGAUGCACGGCACCAAAGGCAUGAAGAACAGCGGCAAGGUGUUUUUGGAGGGGGGGAGCUUUGAGAGGGCGUUGACGGACAUCUUCGUGGUUGAGAUCGCUGCCCUCCUCAGCCCCCUCAGCAGAGUCACCAUUGGACACGACAAUGAUGGGCUCAGUGCCGGGUGGUACUGUGAGAAGGUGGUGGUGUACUGUCCAUUCACAGGAAUAGAGCAGACCUUCCCGUGUGGAAAGUGGCUUGACGAAAAAGAAGGCGACGGACUGAUAGAGAGGGAGCUUUAUGAGAUGGUGUCACUCAGGCAGAAGAGGCAGAAGAAACACCCGUGGUCUCUGUGGAUUUGGACGUCAGACCUGCCCAGCGCAGGAACCGAUGCAGACAUCUCGUUCCAGGUGUAUGGAGACAAGGGCAAGUCAGACGAGAUCAGGCUGGACAACAAGAGCGACAACUUUGAGCAGGGACAGAUAGACAAAUUUAUGGUGGAGUUGCCUGAUUUGGGGAAACUGACCAAACUUCGGAUUUGGCAUGAAAAGAGAAGUGCUUUUGCGGGAUGGCAUCUCAGCAAGGUGACCAUAAUAAAGACCCUUACGAAGGAGAAGUACACAUUUCCAUGUGAGCGCUGGCUGGACAUCAACGAGGAUGACAAUGAAGUUGUGCGAGAGCUUCCUGCCACUGGAGACCUCAUCGAUGAGCCGCUGCCCUUGAUCAAAUACAGAGUGACGGUAUGUACGGGGAACUUUGGUGGAAGUGGAACGGACGCAUCAGUUUUCCUUAAUCUGAUUGGAGAGCAGGGGGACACCGGAGACCGGCAGCUGGUCAACUGCAAAAACAACGCCAACAAGUUUGAGAAAGGAAACUUUGAUGAAUUCAUAGUGGAGGCCGUGAACCUCGGGCCGAUCCGCAGGCUGAGGAUCGGACACAACGGCAAAGGCAGAGGCUGCGGCUGGUAUCUGGGGAAGGUGACUGUGAGAGAGGAGGGACAGGCGGAAGCACAUGCUGUGGAGUUCCCCUGCAACAGGUGGCUGGACCGCUAUGAGGAUGAUGGACAGAUAGUCAGAGAGCUUGUGCCGUUUGAAGAUGGCCAGCGUCUUUACAAUAUCAACUAUCAUAUUGCUGUGAAGACCGGCGACAUCCCUGGAGGCAGCUCCGACUCCAACGUGUUUGUGAAAUUCUACGGAGAGAAGGGCGACUCCAGCAAAACAAUGCUGGUGGUGUCGUCCAACGAUUUGGGGAACUACUUUGAAUCGGGUCGAGUUGACAUCUUUACCGUGGAGACUUAUGACAUUGGACAGAUCAACCGUCUGAUCAUUGGACACACCAACAACGGCAUGAAUGCUGGCUGGUUCUUGGACAGCGUUCAGAUCAUGGUUCCAGUUCAUGGCAAAAAUUACAUGUUCCCCAGUCACCGGUGGCUGUGCAAGGAUAAGGCUGACGGGAAGACGGAGGUGGAGAUUUACCCGAGCGAGAUCAUCGAGCUGGAACAAUUGAUGAACUAUGAAAUCACUGUGAUAACUGGAGAUGUGAUGUUUGCUGGUACCAAUGCCGACGUGUUCAUCCAGAUCUACGGAGACAAAGGGAAGACGGAGGUCAUCACCCUCCAGAGCAGAUCCAACAACUACGAGCGAAACACAAUCGAAAUAUUUAAGAUAGAAGCCAAAGAUGUGGGGAAGAUCUUCAAGGUACGGAUCGGUCACGAUGGCUCCGGCACUGGAUCCGGCUGGUUCCUGGAGUCGGUGGACGUCAAACACCUCAUCAUGGCUUUGGUUCCCAAGGAGAAGAAGAAAGAGGACAAGAAGAAGAAAAAGAAGAAGAAGAAAGAGGAGGAGGAUGAGGAAGUGGAAGAGGAGAUGCAGGAAGUGGUGCUGGCCUACCAUUUUCCCUGCUCACGCUGGCUGGCUGGAGGAGAGGAGGACGGAGAGCUGGUGGUGGAGCUGCUGCCUGAAGAUGAAGAGGAUCUUGAAGCUAACACCUAUGAAGUGUGCGUCUUCACCGGUGACAUGCUCGGAGCUGGGACGGAUGCCAACGUGUACAUAAAUAUUUAUGGGGAGAACGGAGACACCGGAGAGCGCUCCCUGAGGAACUCUGACAACCUCAACAAGUUUGAACGGGGGCAGGAAGAUGUUUUCAUCGUCACAGCUGUAGAUUUGGGCACUUUGAAGAAACUACGCAUCCGUCAUGACAACUCGAGCUCUUUCUCAUCCUGGUACCUGGAUCGCGUGGAGAUAGUGGACACAAAGGAUGAUACAGUAUACUUUUUCCCCUGCAACCGCUGGCUCGCCGUGGAUGAAGAUGACGGCCAGAUAGCAAGAGAGUUGGUUCCUGUGGAUGAAGCCUUUAUGAGGAGGGAUGAGGAGGAGGGAACAGGAGCAACUCUGGGUCUGGAGCAGAAAUCAAUGUCUACCACAUACACGGUUAAGAUCAAAACUGGAGAGAAAAAGUACGCUGGGACUGACGCCAAUGUCUUUGCCAUCCUCUUCGGUGAAAAUGACGACACGGGGAUCAUCAAUCUGAAGGCUUGUAAAAACUACAAAAACAAGUUUGAGCAAGGGAUGAUCAAUGAGUUCACAGUGGAGGCUGUGGACUUGGGUGACCUUGAAAAGCUUCGAAUUGGACAUGACAACUCGGGUGAGAAGAUCAAAGAAAUACAAUUCCUUAAAGGAGAGAUUCUGAUUCAUCUUUUUUUUUUUCCAUCAGGGGGUUCACCUGGUUGGUUUUUGGACUGGGUUGAGAUCGAUGCCCCCUCUCAGGGUCAGAAAAUGCGGUUCCCGUGUGGCCGCUGGUUGGAUAAAGGGGAAGAUGACGGUGCCAUUGUGAGGGAUCUUUAUCCUGCUGAGCUGCAGACUGAACUCUACACGCCAUUUGUGCCGUAUGAAAUAAAAAUAUUCACCACGGACGUGUUUUGUGCGGGCACGGAUGCUGACGUGUCCAUAGUCCUGUAUGGUCAAAACGGGCUCUGCACGCAGCAGAAACACUUGUGUGUCAACAAAAGAGAAAGACGGAUGUACUUUGAGAGAGCAGCCGAGGACAUGUUCAUCAUUGAGCUGGAAGACGUAGGUGAUGUUUUGGAAAAAAUCAGGAUCGGACAUGACAACAGGGGUACCAACCCAGGGUGGCACCUUGACAGAGUGGAGAUCAGGCGACAGCUCCGGAAGGGAAAGGGGUCAGAGACGACCGUAUUUCCCUGUGAGUGUUGGCUCGCCAAGUCUGAGGACGACGGGGAGACGGUGAGAGAACUCGUCCCUUCAUACAUCAUCACAGAGAAACUCAUGAGGGACGGGACGCUGAAGACGUCGGAAAUCGAUGUGGAGGAUGCUCUUGAGAUUCACAUGUAUAAGGUUUCCGUGCGGACGGGAGACAUGUACGGAGCUGGAACCGAUGCCAACGUCUUUCUGACCAUCUAUGGAGAUCUGGGAGACACCGGAGAACGCAAACUCGCCAAAUCAGAGAACAACAAGAACAAGUUUGAGAGAGGAGAAGUGGACAGAUUUACCAUCGAGGCUGUGGAUCUGGGCCAGGUCUUUAAGAUACGCAUCCGCCAUGACAAUUCCAUGCUAGGAGCAGACUGGUACCUGGAUCAGGUGGAGGUGUCGGAUUUGGAAACAGAGGAAGUCUAUAUGUUCCUGUGUGAGCGCUGGCUGUCAACAAAGAAAGAGGACAAACAAAUAGACAGAAUCUUCUACGUCAAAGGGUAUGAAGGUGAAAGGAAUACUGAUCAGUAUUUCAAGAAGAUUUCCCAGACCAAGCAAGGACUGGACAAAAACGCCAAUAAGAAAAAAAAGAAGAAAAAGGUGGCGAUGGCCGACGAGGGUCCAAUAAUUCCUUAUCACUUCUCACUGUCUACUGGGAGUGACCACGACGCCACGACCACAGCCAGAGUCUAUGUCAUUGUCAUCGGCCCCAACGACGUUGAGACGGACCGACUGUGGCUGGACCUGCCGGAGGGGAAGACAUCCUUUGCAGCUGGCUCCAUGGACCACUUUCUGUGCUAUGGAACUGACGUAGGAGAGAUCAAGAGGGUGGAACUUGGCCAUAAUGGUGUCACACCAGAAAGCUGCUGGUUGGUGGAUGAGCUGUCUGUUGCCGUGCCAACCAAAGGUAUCAUGUACAUUUUUCCAUGUAAGUGCUGGCUGGCUAAAGACAGGGGAGACGGCCUGACUGCCAGACUCUUCAAUGUGCUGGACUCCACCACAAUCAAUAUCAUUCGUAAAGUUGUUUACUCUGCCACAGUUGUCACAGGAGACGUUCAGUAUGCAGGCACGGAUACUAACAUCUUCCUGACUGUGUAUGGAGCCAACGGGAGCACCGAGGAAAUGCUGCUGCCCAAAAAUGGAGACAGGUUUGAAAGAGACCAAGAAGACACUUUUGUGCUGGAGAUAGAUGACAUUGCUCCUCUGAAGAAGAUCCGAGUUCGGAUCGACGGCACCGGCAGCCGGCCUGACUGGUUUCUGGACAGGAUCCUCAUGCGGAAUCUGAAUACUGAGGAGGAAUAUUUGUUCACCUAUGAGAACUGGCUGUCCAGCACCAAAGGACCGAAGAGGAUCAAAGUGUGUGAGCUGCCAGCUGUGGUUGAUGAUGAGGAGAUGGUGGAGAAAACAACCUACGUCAUCCAAGUCCAAACCAGCGACCUGGCAGGUGCCGGUACCGACACCAACGUGUUUUUGAUCGUCUUCGGGGAGUUCGGUGACACCGGGACGUUGCCCCUGAAAGAGAGCGGCAACCGGAACAAGUUUGAGCGGAAAACAAAGGACGUGUUUCGAUUUCCUGACAUGCUCAGUCUGGGUGAACUGUCGAAGGUCAGAGUGUGGCACGACAACAAAGGUCCUGCUGCUGCCUGGCACUUGGACUUCAUUGAUGUGAGAGAUGAAGCGAUGGACCAAACCUUCAGGUUCCCCUGCGACCGCUGGCUGGCUAAAAACGAGGACGAUGGGCAGAUCAUGAGGGAGCUGGCCUGUGCCAACAAUGACUCCGUGGACCUCAGCGACAAAACCAAAUAUGAAAUUGCCACAACAACUGCUAACACAAGUGACGCCUCGACCACGGAAAACGCCUGGAUUCUGUUGGAGGGACGGAAAGCCCGUUCCAAGGAGUUUGUUCUAGAGAAUAAGAAGAAGAAGUUCUUACGUGGUGCCAUCGACGUGUUUGAGUUCUCAUCCAAGCAUGUGGGGAACAUUGUCAGCAUCUGCAUCGGCCAUAUAACCAAAGACGGAAAAAAAGUGAAGAAAGAAGUUUUCUGGCACGUUCUGGAGGUGGUGGUUACAGAAAUGGAGCUCGGAAACAAGUAUUUCUUCCACUGUGAUGCACAAAUCCCGCUGACUGCCAAAAAGGACAGUUUUCUGACCUUCGAGUGCUACAAAUCAGUUGAGAGCUUUGCAAGUAAAGUCCGCAACCUGGUUCCGGUCAAAUACGGCGUCAUUGUAAUAACUGGGGAUGUGAAAGGUGCUGGCACGGACUCUAACGUCUUCAUCACCAUCUAUGGCGUCAACGGGGACUCGGGCAGGCGUGAGCUGAAGAAGAAGUUUCGCAACCUGUUUGAGCGGGGGCAGACGGACUCUUUCGUCUUGGAGAUGCUGGAACUCGGCGACCUCCUGAGAGUUAAGGUGGAGCACGACGGCAGCAGCCCAAACGGCGGCUGGUUCUUGGAGUGCGUGGAGGUGACCAACACCGCUACUUCAGUCACAACCAUUUUUCCGUGUGGGAAGUGGCUGGACGCUAACAAAGCUGACGGUCAGAUUCAAAGGGUGAUUUACCCCAAAUAUUAGGGUGAGAUGUAUUAGAAGUCUUUGGUUACUGUAAAGGAGAACUGGACUGAGUGACCUCUUCCUUCUGGCAUUCCAAAUAGGACAGGGGUGGGCAAACUUUUUGACUAGUGGGCCAAUUCUGAUUUCAUUGAAGUUGCACCAAUGGGUUGAUGUUCCCCAUGGAAAAUAAAGAAAUACCGCGUUCAUGUGGUGUUGGAAUGAUCCAAAAAUGACUGUCUGACUCGGAAAACACACAUGAAACGCUGACCCCGAUCGAUUUACUUGGCUUGAACAUGGCGCCGUCCAUAUCACAAAAAUGGCGACUGAAUUGACUUCCUUUCAUUGUAGCUGGAAAUAAUCAUUUUUCUAGUGGUGACAUCACACUCACUCUGUCCAGUUCUCUUGUACAGUCAAAUGGUAUGAACAGAUUUCCUCGUUUAGGUCUGUGAUGUCUUAUUAAGUGUCUUUGUUUGGGUUGGAAAAGAUAGAAAUAUCUGAGAUUAAUGUUCAUUUUUAAGAAUCAGUGUUAUUUUUAAAGUUUGUGCCAAAUGUUUGGACCUUCCUCUUCUUAAAAAUAAACAUUUUCUACCAUUUGUUUCUCUUUAUGCUUGAGUUGA